AAAUGGUUCUGCUCCAUGUGAAGCGUGGCGAUGAGAGCCAGUUUUUGCUGGAAACAACGGGCAGCACUUCCGUUGAAGAUUUAACAUUGGCAGUGACAAGGAUCUACAAUGGAAGGCUCAAAGUUCAACGUGUUUGUGCAGAAAUGGAAAUGCUAGCGGAGCAUGGUAUUUUAUUACCUCCUAACAUGCAAGGUCUGACAGAUGAGCAAAUUGAAGAGUUGAAGCUGAAGGAUGAAUGGGCAGAAAAAUGCAUUCCAAGUGGUGGAAGUGUCUUUAAAAAAGAUGAAAUUGGACGAAGAAAUGGACAUGCUCCAAAUGAAAAAAUGAAGCAAGUUCUAAAAGCAACAAUAGAAGAAUCCAAAGCACUUAUUUCUAAGAAACAAGUUCAAGCUAAUGUAAGUGUUACUAUGGACAUGGUGAAAGAUGCUCUGGACCAGCUCCGAGGAGCUGUGAUGAUUGUUUAUCCGAUGGGACUCCCUCCCUAUGACCCAAUUAGAAUGGAGUUUGAAGAUAGAGAAGAUCUAUCAGGAACUCAUGCUGCUCUUGAGGUGAUUGAGGAACCAGAGGCACAGUUAUGGUGGGCAGCAAAGGAGCUGAAAAGAACAAAUCAGCUUUCUGACUAUGUGGGCAAAAAUGAAAAAACAAAAGUUCUUGUCAAGAUACAGAAAAAAGGACAAGGUGCUCCAGCCCGAGAACCUGUUAUUAGCAAUGAAGAACACAAACAAAUGAUGCUUUAUUAUUACAAAAGACAAGAGGAACUAAAGAAAUUAGAAGAAAAUGAUGAUGAUUCCUGUUUAGAUUCUGAAUGGGCCGACAAUCGUGCCUUGAAAAGACAUUUUCAUGGUGUAAAAGACAUCAAAUGGAGACCAAGAUAAAGUGAUUUACAUAGAUUGUUUUAUUUUUAACAAGAUUAAUGAUCUACUGGUUAUACUGGAAACAUAGGUGCAAAUCUGUGUAUAAAUAUA
Euleptes europaea (tarantolino) is the source of this 965-nucleotide messenger RNA. RefSeq names its product cilia and flagella associated protein 298 (gene CFAP298). The coding region runs from base 3 to 875 and encodes 290 amino acids. Gene Ontology annotation, biological process: regulation of cilium movement. The record is from RefSeq and is a predicted model, not a curated record. NCBI's taxonomy places the organism in Eukaryota, Metazoa, Chordata, Lepidosauria, Squamata, Sphaerodactylidae. The transcript is spliced from 7 exons.